ACCCAUAGUUGACCGCGUUUUCUUAAGCAACCAACAAUGAAGUUUUCUACAGUCGUCGUUGCUGGAUUUGCCGUUCUGGGCUCUGCGAUGGUGAACAAAGGCGUACAGUUUGGUGACCCGCCCCAAACAUCUCCUCCAGUCGAUUUCAUCUGAGCACUAACAUUAUCAGACCCGUGUACUCAUGACAUCCAAUGCGUGUCAAACAGGUGUAACAGUGAGUGACAAUCACUCAUCACCAUUCCUUGACAGAUUCCUCGAAGGAGACUGGCCUGAUAGCUGGCAUACGCAGAGGGAAAAUGCGACGUUUGUAACAACAGCACGCCAAAUUGGGGCGCGGAAUGUCCACCCCUUUUCACUGGUGCUCGCGGCCCCUGCUGCUACGGAUUGUGCCAGAAGGACAGCACCUCGAGCUCGGGUUUCAGAUGUGCUCAAGUCAAUGGUGUCGUCGACAAACUUACGAUCCGACUUGAAUCAAAUCAACGAGUAUUCAAGGCAGGUCAAAGAUGACUCGCUUGUCACUCCAGGCUUGGACACUGUUCUUAGCAUCCAAGAUGGACAACAUGCAUGCGUGCCAGAGCUCGCGAAAACGAAGUAGAUAUAAGACACUCAAUUGGUGCACUCCGAUUGUGCUUGACGAGUUAUAUAAGUUGAUCGUGCUCAUAAAUGUCAAUGAUUACUGA
Molecule: messenger RNA, 680 nt
Organism: Verticillium dahliae VdLs.17
Lineage: Eukaryota; Fungi; Ascomycota; Sordariomycetes; Glomerellales; Plectosphaerellaceae
Exons: 3
Coding region: 182-595 (137 amino acids)
Source: RefSeq, a predicted model, not a curated record